Gambusia affinis (western mosquitofish) is the source of this 4955-nucleotide messenger RNA. Its product is annotated as WD repeat-containing protein 48. Gene Ontology annotation, molecular function: ubiquitin binding. Gene Ontology annotation, biological process: double-strand break repair via homologous recombination; protein deubiquitination. The record is from RefSeq and is a predicted model, not a curated record. Lineage: Eukaryota; Metazoa; Chordata; Actinopteri; Cyprinodontiformes; Poeciliidae. The coding region runs from base 65 to 1813 and encodes 582 amino acids. The transcript has 17 exons.
CGUGUGUGUGUUUUCUUUCUUUUUCCGGAUGUAGCAUCACAUGAACUGACUGUCAACAUGCAAGAUGGCCACGCAUCACAGGCAAAAUGCUGCUGGGCGGAGGAAAGUACAGGUUUCCUACGUGAUUAGAGACGAGGUGGAGAAGUACAAUCGCAAUGGAGUGAAUGCACUCCAGUUAGACCCUGCUCUGAACCGGCUCUUCACCGCGGGGAGAGACUCCAUCAUCCGAAUAUGGAGCGUCUACCAACAAAAACAGGACCCAUACAUUGCAUCUAUGGAGCACCACACUGACUGGGUUAAUGAUAUAGUUCUUUGCUGCAAUGGAAAAACAUUGAUAUCAGCUUCAUCAGAUACUACAGUGAAAGUGUGGAAUGCUCAUAAAGGAUUUUGUAUGUCGACGUUACGGACGCACAAGGACUACGUAAAAGCUUUAGCGUACGCUAAGGACAAGGAGCUUGUGGCGUCGGCCGGUCUGGACCGGCAGAUCUUCCUUUGGGAUGUGAACACACUGACGGCGCUCACCGCUUCCAACAACACGGUCACCACUUCGUCGCUGAGUGGGAACAAGGACUCCAUCUAUAGUCUUGCUAUGAACCAGAUGGGAACAGUUAUAGUCUCCGGAUCUACUGAAAAGGUUUUGAGAGUGUGGGACCCUCGAACGUGUGCAAAGCUUAUGAAGCUAAAAGGUCACACAGACAACGUCAAGUCGUUGCUCCUGAAUCGCGAUGGCACUCAGUGCCUGUCGGGGAGCUCGGACGGGACCAUCCGCUUGUGGUCGCUCGGCCAGCAGAGGUGCAUCGCCACGUACAGGGUACACGACGAAGGCGUCUGGGCCCUGCAGGUCAACGAGGCCUUCACACACGUUUACUCUGGAGGCAGGGACAAGAAGAUUUACUGCACGGACCUGAGAAACCCAGACAUCCGUGUGCUCAUCUGCGAGGAAAAGGCCCCGGUGCUCAAAAUGGAGCUGGACAGAUCUGCUGACCCACCUCCAGCGAUCUGGGUUUCCACCACCAAGUCAUCUGUGAAUAAAUGGUCACUAAAGGGAAUGCACAACUUCAGAUCAUCAGGGGAGUACGAUAACGACUGCACCACCCCUCUGACUCCACUGUGUACUCAGCCAGAACAAGUUAUUAAGGGAGGUGCCAGUAUAAUACAGUGCCACAUUUUGAAUGACAAGAGACACAUACUCACCAAAGACACCAACAACAAUGUGGCGUACUGGGAUGUGCUCAAGGCUUGCAAAGGAGAAGACUUGGGCAAAGUGGAAUUUGAUGAGGAGAUUAAAAAGCGGUUCAAGAUGGUGUACGUGCCAAACUGGUUCUCUGUCGAUCUGAAAACCGGAAUGCUCACAAUUACUCUGGAUGAGAGUGAUUGCUUUGCUGCUUGGGUGUCUGCAAAGGACGCUGGGUUUUCAAGUUCUGAUGGAUCUGAUCCAAAGUUGAACUUGGGCGGCUUGUUGCUCCAAGCUCUGCUGGAGUUCUGGCCCAGAACACGCAUCAACCCCAUGGACGAGGAAGAAAACGAGGUGAACCACGUGAACGGCGAGCAGGAGAACAGGGUGCAGAAAGGAAACGGAUAUUUUCAGGUCCCGCCUCACACGCCCGUCAUCUUCGGAGAAGCAGGAGGAAGAACUCUAUUUAGGCUGCUAUGUAGAGAUUCAGGCGGCGAGACUGAAUCCAUGCUGCUGAAUGAGACGGUCCCACAGUGGGUCAUUGAUAUAACUGUAGAUAAAAAUAUGCCUAAAUUCAACAAAAUCCCAUUCUACCUCCAGCCCCAUUCUUCUUCUGGUGCAAAGACUCUAAAAAAGUAAGUGGAUUCUAUCCACCCGAGUAGCAUUUAAGCCUUUGCUCCGUUGCUCCAGGUGAGGAAGGUGAUGGAGCACGUUUACGAGAAGAUCAUAAACCUGGACAACGAGUCGCAGACCACCAGCUCCUCGGCCAACGAUAAACCCGGAGAGCAGGAGAAGGAAGAAGACAUGGCGAUGCUCGCCGAGGAGAAGAUUGAGCUGAUGUGUCAAGACCAGGUUCUAGACCCCAACAUGGACCUGCGGACAGUUAAACAUUUUAUCUGGAAGAGUGGAGGGGACUUGACACUUCACUAUAGGCAGAAGUCGACAUGAAAUUUGUCAUUUUUACAAGCAGAACUCUUGUCAUUUGCCAAUCACCACCCACCUCCACCACGUAGUCCCCACUCGACCCCAUCGCGUGCUCCGGAGUCGCCGUGUCAGUGAGAAACCAGUGAGGGCAUAAUCCAUGGUGUAUCUAUCAUAGGGGAAGUGACCAGAACACUCCACCACAGCCAACACACUCCUGAGGGAACAGUACUGGUUGUUUCACACUUCAAGAAACAACCGGGUUUUUUUCCCCCCCUUCCCAAUUUCAGCUACUUGUUUUUCUGUUCCUCGGAUCUUUGCCUGUCUGGCAUCCUGAAGCGACUGACGUUAGUCCGUGUUUGAGUGUGUAUGGAUGUAGUAGACUGUUGGCUCUAGUACAUUCCAGAAACUCUUCCCCGUUUUACACACUCUGCACCCGUCCUCCGCCGUCAGGACUACGCCUGGUUUCGGACUUGAAACAAAUCCUCAUCCGCUUCCUUCACUUUGAACUCACCCACCGACUCAGACGCCUAAUCGUUGCAGAACCUCACUCUGUCUUCGUCUUUUGUUUUUAGCUGUGCUGUUCUCCACGAAUGAAUGUUUUGUUCUUGUUUUUUUUUUCCUGUAAAUAUAUUUGCAAUUUAUGGGGGGAAGCGGGGGGUUAGAUGAGUUUUGGGUUUAGCAACAGGGUUUUUUUUUUCUGUACAGAUUCUGUAAAAAAAAACAAUACUUUUUUUUUCUUAAAUUGCCAGAGCACAUUGGUCAUCAUGAAAGUAACUUAACUUGAUUUUUAAGAGUUGCAUUCACAGCAACGCAGUUUACCCCGACAAAUGUUAGGGGUUUUAUUUUUUCCAAGUCACUUUAGGAAUUGGAAACAAGUAUAAGGUGUAUAUCUUAAUAACUCAAGCAGUGAUUUUGAUGGCAGUGAGGACUGUUCUUUGUGUACAUGUCAUUUAGAUUUACUAAGAGUAACUAUAACUUGAAGGGGAUCUCAAUAGAAGAGGAUUAGGAGCAUCCAACCACUGUGGGAAACUCACCAAAGUGAAAUAAACGCUAACGGCUACGUCUCUCUUGGAGAUCUCGGAGCAGAGAUCUUUUCACUGUAAAUCUUCUGGAGUUAAUUUUGCCAUGACACAUGUGUGCGUGUGCGUGCGUGUGUGUUUGUAACGCCAUAAAGGAAAAACACAUGGAGCAAGCUCUGAUUGGCCAAAACAAGAAAACCUGGAGAGAGAAAAAAAAAAGAUAGGAAAUGUACCUCAAUUAGGCCAUACUACUGCAAUAUUCCUUGUAAUAAUUUGUGAAAUAUGUAUAUUUUAGGCAUUCGAAGAAAUAAAUUGGAAUGACAGAUCUAUAGGGAUGACAAAUGGAUGUUUGUUGGGCUGUAAUGUGAUCAGCUGAUGAGUGUGGAAUAAAAACAAGGGACACUUUCUUUUAAAUCGAUUGUUUAACAAUCAGCUCACCCGUUUCACAUUCAUCAUGCAUUCAUUCCUGACUAAAGUACCUAAAAACAUCAACCAUUACAUGAUGGCACCUAAUUUAAUGAAAAAUAUUCGGCCUCAUCACAAAGAGAGCAGAGAAAAUAGAAGAGUAGUUAAAUAAUCUCAGACUUCUACUUACAAAAGCUUUUCUCAUCAAAAAUACAUUAGUAAUUAACAUUUUUUUUUUUUUUUGCAUAGACUACAUAAGUAAGUAACAACACAGAUCAGAGAUAUUUUUUUGGGUCUGAUUUCAGAUUAUUUUGUAAAGCGUCGACCUGACAGUACAGACUUAAGGACCAUAAUCAACAGGCUUCAGUAUAUCUUUGUUUUGAUUGGUCAAUGAUGGUAUGAGUAGCAGGGCGAAAGAUAAAGUGACAUGCUUCAAAUUUAAAAUAAAGACAAAAUCACUGAUUUAAUCCACUGACCCUGAAAAGGUCAGAUCUCAAGUCUUCCUCACUCUGUAACGACGUCCACACUGCAGAGUGUUGUUUAUGCAAUCUGCAAGUGAUAUGGCAUGGCGUGUUCACCCAAAAAAUAUCAAAGAUUUUUGAGUUGAUAGCUAAUUUGUCAGUGCAUCUCUUUUUAAUACAAACAUGGGCAGACAGCUAGCUACACAUGAAUAAAACUCUCCAAAAGCUAUGCAGCCGAAAAACGGCAAUUACAAUAAUUAAAACUAAAGACUUUGCUAAAAACACACCAACCUUAUCAGGGCUGGUGUGAAACAUUUUCUAAAUAUUACAACAACAAAAACAUCUCAAACAUUGCUAUAAUAAAAGCCCUUUAAGUUCCAAUCAACGACCACGACAAAGUGUCCCACGUCCAAUGUUUAAAGCUGAGUAAUCACUAUGUAAACAACGCUAGGAGAGAUGGAACAUUGCUCCAGUAGGACAACUGUGACCUAUUUUACCAGCCAGCAGUCUAGUAGUGUCAGAGAAGUUCGUAGUGUUGGAGACGUGAAGGUGCAGCUGUGCUUUGCAGUAGUCGAUCCGUUUGCCUUUGGAACUAUUCAAGUACUCGUCUCUUUAGUGCGCUGGAAGCAACGUUUGAAAAACCCGCGUCCACUAAUUUCCCACCAAACAAGUAAAUAAACCUUAUGCUAAAAAAAAAAAAAUUAAAGUAAUCAGUAACUUCAUUUUGUAGUUGUACCUGUAGAUUUCACCCUUCUCUCAUGUUAAAGUCUCAGCUAGCUCCUGUUGUGCAACAAUCUGGAGUAACUUUGUCAGUCUUACUUCCUACAGGCAUCGCUGGAAAAGUAUUUCUCUGUUUUUCAGAUAAGCUGAUGAAAUACAAAAAGUAGGGCUGGGCAAUUUAGCUUGAUAAAAAAAAAUAAGUUUUUUCCAUACAGGAUCUGAUUUUAGUCUAUUUUUUUCAAAAAAAAACUU